AUGGCGUCUCCGAGGUCUCCGGGAUCCUCUAGCUCCAUAUCACCAAGCUCCCCUGUGAGUGAGCUAGAGGAGUCGACGUUCCAAAUCAUACACACGCCGGACAGGCCAGAGCGACCUGUCUCGAGAACAGCGAUACCGAAUGACGAGCAGUGCAUGCAAUUUCUCAUGUCACUACAGAAGCAGGAAGAAGACAAGAGGGUUGAGGUCAAGACAGGUCUUAAGAUGUGGCCCUACCCUGAUGAGGAGGCGGAAGACCGCAGGUGUCUACGGAGCGUGAGAGUGGAGAGCGUGCAUUUCGAAAAGGCGCGGCUUGCCAGGACCAAUUCGUCUGGCCCGGCAAGAGUUGUGGAAGUUGUCAGAAGCUCCACCCGGUCUACAACGGCGACACGGCAUUCAGGAUAUCUGCCAUCACCAGGCGUCAGCGAUACGGAUGAUACAGACGAUAUUGAGGAUGCUGAAGACUCCAGCGAGGAGAUGAGGCUAUUUCAAUCUUGGCUACCAGAGUCGCGGGUGAAGGAGCCUGAGAACGAACAAUCCCAGCAGUCAGACGUAGAUAUUUACGGCGACUGGGCCGACUAUUACUUUGAAGAUACAAACUUUGUGGAUAUAUCAAAACCUACUGGAGAAGAAGUCACUAAAAGUGAUGGAAAUGACGUGGAGGAGGUACAGGAUGCCGAGGAGAAAGAAACUGGAGACGAGGGCGAGGAACAACAAGACGACGAAGUGAAUGAGAAGCAGAAAACAGUUCACCUUGAAAUCGACAGAGAGACUCUCUAUCCAAGGGAAUCGAAGGAGUCAAAAUCCGAAGUUAUCAGAUUGUCCGAGGCGCAUCAGCGAAUUCUAAAGCGCAAAUGGCAUGAAAUGCCUCGUUUACCACCCUCGCUCUUCCGCCGCGCAAGAGCCAUUUCCCCCCACGUCGCGACGUUGCUACCUGCAUGCCGCGAUAUCUCCUCGGCCGUGACUGAGCUACGAUGGAUAAGGGAGCACGUCCGUGAUAUCUCCGCAUUGUCUCACAGAGAGAAACAAAUGGAAGCUCGAAUCUCAAGCCUUUGUGCCCGAAGAGGACGUGGCGUGCCCCUGCAAUAUGUCCUCGGAUCGCAACCCUUCGGCAAGCUAGACAUUCGAUGCCUGCCCGGAGUCCUCAUUCCCCGCUCCGAGACGGAGGCGUAUGUGCUGCACCUGAUUGAGAAAAUCAAACAUGGCCGUUUGCCUGUGUCUCAGGAAGGAUCGUUAAGGGUUGUGGACUUUUGUACGGGGACGGGUUGCAUUGCCCUUGCGCUAUACGAAGGCCUUUCAAAAUGGGCCAAGGAGCUGGAUGUCACUGGUGUGGAUAUCUCUGAGACUGCUGUAAGCCUCUCACGAGCGAAUCUGACGCUCAAUACCCACGCGGCUGUAUUGUCACCUCCAAGCGAGAAGAGAAAUAUCGCUUUCAGACAAGAGGAUAUUUUUGACGACGAGGCAAUGCGGACCAUUCCCCCAUGUCACGUUCUUGUCUCCAACCCGCCUUACAUCUCGCAGAAAGUGUGGACAUAUGGCCGCGGCCAAAUGGGUUAUUCGGUACGCAAAUACGAGCCAAAGCUCGCGCUGGUGCCAGGUGAUGCGGCUCCGCUGUACAGAGGGUGCGAUCAUGCCGAUGUCUUUUACGCCAGGUUGCUAGACAUCGCGGCCUACAUGAAGCCUAAAGUUUUACUGUUCGAGGUCGGAGACCAGGACCAGGCUUUGAGGGUCGCCGGGCUCGUCAGACGGCAUGAGUAUACUAAACAAGCUAAAUGCGAGUUGUGGCGGGAUUGGCCGGACUCGACCCCAGAAGAGAAUGAAAUUUCGCAGCUAGAGAUUGACGGAGGGAAGAUUGCUGUUGAAGGGAGUGGGAACGUAAGAUCAGUGUUUGUCUGUCUUUAA
This is a messenger RNA of Colletotrichum truncatum, 1899 nucleotides long. Lineage: Eukaryota; Fungi; Ascomycota; Sordariomycetes; Glomerellales; Glomerellaceae. The record is from RefSeq and is a predicted model, not a curated record.